AGAGAAAGCACUGCGCUCGCAGUCUCCGUCUAACCGUCACGCGUACCGUGUACCCGCGCUUUUUUGACGUUUAUUUUUUUAAUUUAAACUUUUUAAUCAGUGUUGCAAUUGCACGGAUUCGUUUCAUCACAUUAAAAUGGAUAUAAGAUGGUGUUUAUUCCUGGCGUUGGUAGCGCUGGCGGCGCGCGCGCACGCCGCCGAGGAGGAGGAUCACGUGCCCGACAUGGGCAUUGAGGACGAAGAAGAAGACGAAGUCGCUCUGGACCAGGAGGAAACACGGAAUCUCCGGCCACGCGCCUACUCGCCCGGCGCCUUCUCAAACACUGUUCCUACUGGGUUCAGACCCACGCCGUCUUUAGCUGAGCUGGCUGGAUACCAACAAAGACAGCAGCCUCAAGAGCAGGAGGCAUACAUCGUGCAGCGGCAACAGCAGUAUCAGGAAGAGAGGCAACAAAGACCCGCGCCUCAGCGCAAGCACCCGCAACAAGAACAACGCCAAAGGCUCCAGCAGCAGCAAGAAGCAGAAGAAGAACUCGAAGAAGAGAAGGAAGAGCCCGACCGUCUCCAAGCCCUGCUGCAGCAGUCUAAGUUCGACUGCGGCAAUAAGCAGUCCGGGUACUACGCCGAUGAGGAGCUCAACUGCGAAGUGUUCCACUACUGCCAGGACGCCGUCAAGCACUCAUGGAUCUGCCCUGAGGGAUUCACAUUCCAUCAAGUCCACCUGAUCUGCAUGCCGCCAACCCACGACAACAUCUGUCAGAAAUCCUCGAAGUACCAUUUCGUGAACGAGUACCUGUACCGGCCCAUCAACGAGGAGGAGGUGCAGCGCAAGCCCAACGUGUCCCUGAAGUACUCCGACCGGUACUACCCCGCGGAGGUGUACAGGGACGACCGGUAUGACGGCGAAGAGGAGUCUGAGGAAGAGCAGGAAGCCCCCCGCCGCCAGGCGCCGCAGCAGCUGCAGCAGCUGCAAGCGCGGCCCUCGCCGCGGCCGCAGCAGCCCCAAGUGUUCCGCUCCGCCGAGGAGGUCAACAUCCCGCUAGUCCAGAGGCGCCCGCAGCGCCCCUACGACUUCGACUUCUAAACCGCCUGCUGGCCAGAACUUAGCUGUAAAAAGUAGCUCAGGAUAAUAGCUAGUAAAACGAAGACAGGCUGAAUUGAUUGUGAGCUGUCUUGAAUGCUCUGAUAAAUUCAGAUCGAAAUAUUAUCUGCCUCUCUAUCAAUCUUGCGAAUUCGAGCGCCUGCAGAGAGGCAGAUAGGGUUUUUCGACGUUUCGAUGUUGGCGAUAGGCCAUCUAAUAUCGCUGGUCUUAUUGUCAAUGGAGAUAUUAGAACUGAGUUUAUCAGAGUUGGGGGCCAGUUGUUGCUCGACUGUGCCACUCUCUCAGAUAAUAGUAUCUUACAGAAGACCACAGCAAUAACACUACUAUUUACAGCGUACUUGCGUAGGUAGGGGGUGUUGUGUAGGUGGCGAGUAUUAGGGUUUCCAGAGCUUCUAAGGAUGCUUGUGGAAACAUAAAACGUUACGUUUGGUUAUCAUGUUAUAAAAAGCUAUUAAAUGUCCUAGCUACUUUAUGGUUUCCUUGGUCAGACUAAGUAUCGUUUAUCGCUGAUGAAACAUUCUUCCGUCUCAGCCGUCGUCGUCAGCGAUACAGGGUAUUUUACUGUAGUGUAACACGUGCGUAUUCCAUAGAAAAAAAAAGUUGGCAGGUACAAUUACAAUGUUAUGUACUCUCAUGGAGGUUGUAAAAACUAUUAUAACCUGAUUUCAUUGGUUAAGACUGGAUUUCACCCAAUGGGAUGGGACUAUAUUGUGUUUGCAAUGUGUAAUUAGACUUUAAGUAUCGCCUUAGCCACAUCAUAAAUAAAUACUUCACCCUAUCUCCUAGGUAUCCAUUAUUUUAGACGACCGGUUUGGCCUAGUGGGUAGUGACCCUGCCUACGAAGCUGAUGGUCCCGGGUUCAAAUCCUGGUAAGGGCAUUUAUUCGUGUGAUGAGCAUGGAUAUUUGUUCCCGAGUCAUGGGUGUUUUCUAUGUAUUUAAGUAUUUAUAAAUAUUUAUAUAUUAUAUAUAUCGUUGUCUAAGUACCCUCAACACAAGCCUUAUUGAGCUUACUGUGGGACUUAGUAAAUUUGUGUAAUAAUGUCCUAUAAUUUUUUUUUUAAAUAUUUUGUACAGCAGAAUCGUCAGUUGAUAUUGAUACAUCACUGCUAGGGUUAAAUCUUAUUUAUGUUUCUGUACGAUAAAGUAUUUGUUCGUAAUAAGUUACAAAUUAGGUUUAAGCUAGUCUUUAUGUAAGGUUUAAAAUAAAAACAUGUUUUGUAAUAA
Molecule: messenger RNA, 2327 nt
Organism: Cydia pomonella (codling moth)
Lineage: Eukaryota; Metazoa; Arthropoda; Insecta; Lepidoptera; Tortricidae
Product: putative mediator of RNA polymerase II transcription subunit 26
Exons: 6
Coding region: 137-1084 (315 amino acids)
Cellular component (GO): extracellular region
Molecular function (GO): chitin binding
Source: RefSeq, a predicted model, not a curated record